UGUUGCCUUUGUUUGGCCUUGCUUUGUUUUGAUUUUUUUUCCUAUCUCUCCCACCGGCAGCUCCACCACCCUUUCAUUAAUAAAAAAAAAGGGCUUUCACUCAAUACUCAGCAAAGUUUAACACAAAAACAAACAAACAAAAGGUGGUAGAUGCAUGAGCCACCACCACAACAACACCAGCACCAACUCCUUUAAAACACUGUUCUUUUCUUUCGCCAUUUUCCUUCCUUCCCUUACCAACAAAAAAUCCUGAAUUUUUUUUACCAGAUUUUAGUUUUGACCUUAGAAAACCCGUGUUUCUCUCUUUGUUUCUCCUCGGUUUUUACACUGUGUCAACCACCACCUUUUCUUUCUCUUUUUCAGGUACCGAACACAGGAUAUGACCAAUGACUUUUCUUUUUCGUCUAUUUAUUUAUCUUCUUCUUUGUAAUGGGUUGUUUUUGAGGUUCCUGGUCUUGGAGUCAUGGCCAUUUUUGGCUUUGAUGGGCUUGAAGGCUUUGGCUUUGUGGAUUUUUUUCCUUUUUGAUUUUUGUGUGUUUUGGGGUUUGAGUUUUGUGUUGGUCUUGUUUUUUUCUCUGCCUCUGCGUCCAUGAAGGUGGUAGGUUGGUGGGGUUGACUUAUUUUCCACGGAGAGAUAAUUGGGAUUUUUCUUAGGCAGACUUAUUGGACAUCUAUGUUAGUUUCAAAUGAUGAAAGUUUUGGCUUUACUUUAGGCAAAUUAUGAUGAAUUUAUCUUUUUUUUUUUUUUUUACAUAAAAAAGUAUGGCUGAGCUUUAUGUCACCUUGCCGCCUUAUCCGGAGCCUGGUUAACUUUUAGAAGUUAAUACCAUUUCAUAUGAAUAGGGGGUGACUAAAAGCGCUUCAUGCGAUUUGCAUUGGUUUGUUCAUAUUAUUCUCUAAUUCCAUAUAUGAAUGAUUUCUGUUUUACCAGCAUCAACUCUGUUGUCGUUUUUUAGAAAUCUAAUCACAUGGGAUUUAGCCCCCGCUUGUCAAUGUAGCAUUAUUGAACUCAAACGUACGUGAUGAUGAGAAAAUAGUUGGUUGUCAGCCAACCGAAUUCUGUAAGAAGUACUUGUGGUUGAUUUUAAUAUUUGAUAUCAAAAAGUUGAUUAACGUAUGGGAAUUUCACCUGGUAAUUCCAUUUUCCUUGAAUUUUUUUGUCUAAAUCGCAUAGGUGCGUCAGAUUUCUUGAAUUGACUCUUUGUUUUGAUGGCUUUCCUUGUAUCUGUUGACGUUUUUCUCCUUUUGCUCUAUAACUAUGAUAGGCGCACAAACACAGGGAUAAAUGCAAAGGACGAUCAACUAAACCAUUGUUCAUUGAUUAAAGGAUUGGCAAUGGUAAGCUUACGCAGACGCAAGCUCCUGGGACUCUGCGCUGGGAAGAGUUCCUUUCUGACUCCACUUCCUAGAUUUUUUGAUAAUGGAUAUGCUCCUGAAAAUUCAAGUCGGAAUGCGAAAUCAGUCAGUGUGCAUCCCAUGCCUUCAGAUUCCAUCAACCACAUGCAUGGGAAAAGCAUUGCUAAGGGUGGCUCCGGAUCAUCAAAUGUUUCCGCUUAUGGUUCAUCAAAAGAGCAUCAUAAUCAACCUUUUCCAGGACAACCAAUCAAACGCAGGAAGCGACACAGGAGGAAGCAUGUUCAAAACCAAGAACCAUGUCUAAUGAGGGGUGUAUACUUCAAAAAUAUGAAAUGGCAGGCUGCAAUAAAAGUUGACAAGAAGCAGAUUCACUUAGGAACUGUUGGUUCUCAAGAAGAAGCUGCCCGUCUAUAUGACAGAGCUGCUUUCAUGUGUGGAAGGGAGCCUAACUUUGAGCUACCAGAGGAGGAAAAGCAAGAGCUUAGGAAAUUUAAGUGGGAUGAGUUUUUGGCAUAUACUCGCCGUUCAAUUACCAAUAAAAAAUACAAGCGAAGGCUUGGGGUUGAACCAAAAAAGAGGUCGGAACCUGCGAUGGAGAACAGUGACUGGGACAGCAAACAAGGAGUCAAUAGCUUCUCAGCUUCAGAAGAAGUGGGGCCAGACUCUUCAGCUUCAUGAAAAACAAUGGUUUGAGAGUGAGGCUGAAUAAUCUGGUUUCAGUAAUUAAAUUCUAGUUGCAUGUUCUCCAUUUUUGGGUGUAUAAAAGGCCCCUAUUAGAGCGAAGUAGUAUAUAGAUUUCAUUAUCUUCCGGUAAGCAGAUACCUAUAGUGUUUAACCCCGUAAUAAGUGGUAAAUAUUAGUUGCAUUAUUACCCUGAUCAUGAAUCACCAUUGUUGUUAGACAGAUGAAAGGCAUGCAAAGAUAGGGAGUGCCUUUGUUUUGUUUAAUUUUCCCCCAAGCAGAAGCCAAUCCAGAACUUGUUUUAAGGUCAUUGUUGCUGUCCAUGUACAGCAAAAUGCAGAAUGCUCGAAAAACUGUCUCCAACAAGUAUUAAAAAUCCGUCCUAGUUACGAGCAUGCCAAUUGUACUCUUGUCUCUAUGGUUCCAUCCGCUAUUACUGUGGGAGACGCCGGGGGUUCCUGUCCUGCUCGGGUUGCCCUGUAUUUGAAAUUUCUGUGUUAAAAGCAUAAAAAUGUAGAGUAAAAGAAAGUUGGUGUACUGUGCUCAAGAAAUUUUUUUUUUUUUUUUUUUCACACCUAUCUUUGCAUUACAGCUAAGGAA
Durio zibethinus is the source of this 2637-nucleotide messenger RNA. Lineage: Eukaryota; Viridiplantae; Streptophyta; Magnoliopsida; Malvales; Malvaceae. The record is from RefSeq and is a predicted model, not a curated record.